Molecule: messenger RNA, 8513 nt
Organism: Perca fluviatilis (European perch)
Lineage: Eukaryota; Metazoa; Chordata; Actinopteri; Perciformes; Percidae
Product: ephrin type-A receptor 5
Exons: 19
Coding region: 189-3230 (1013 amino acids)
Biological process (GO): axon guidance; protein phosphorylation; cell surface receptor protein tyrosine kinase signaling pathway
Cellular component (GO): neuron projection; plasma membrane
Molecular function (GO): transmembrane-ephrin receptor activity; ATP binding; protein binding
Source: RefSeq, a predicted model, not a curated record
CAGCUCCGCACUAGCUUCCUCUCCCCGCCGCAUAACAUGAGCUCCCUUCUCUCCAAGCGGACGCAUAACGAUACAGAUGGUUUCUUUACGAUAUCCCGCUUCAUGCUGACCGAAACUGCUGUUGUUUAGGAAAAAUCUCCCUGUCCCCCUGUUACCGGUUGUGUUUUUUUUUUUUUUUUGGAUGCGCCAUGCACUCUCGCUGGUGGAGUUGUGGCAUUCGGCUGGUGGCAUGGACGUGGGUUUGGAGUCUGGCAUUGCUCGGAGCGUGGUGCAUCCCCGCAAAUGAAGUGAACCUGCUGGAUUCUCGCUCUGUGGCGGGAGACCUGGGAUGGGUGGCCUAUCCUAUGAAUGGGUGGGAGGAGAUCGGGGAAGUAGACGAGGACUACGCUCCCAUCCACACCUACCAAGUGUGCCGGGUGAUGGAGCAGAACCAGAACAACUGGCUCCACACCAACUGGAUCCUGACUGAGGGCGCUCAGCGGGUCUUCAUUGAACUCAAGUUUACCUUGAGAGACUGCAACAGCCUGCCCGGUGGGGUCGGGACCUGCAAGGAGACGUUUAACAUGUAUUACUACGAAACGGACGGGGCCGAGGAGGAAAUGGAGGACGGAGAGAUGAGAGAUGGAACGGGGAUGACUGAGGAAGAGGACAGGGCGUUGAAGGAGAGCAGAUACAUCAAAAUUGACACCAUAGCAGCUGAUGAGAGCUUCACCGAGCUGGACCUGGGGGACCGCGUGAUGAAGCUCAACACCGAAGUCCGUGAUCUAGGUCCCUUGACCCAUAAGGGUGUCUACCUGGCAUUUCAGGAUUUGGGAGCGUGUAUUGCUUUAGUCUCGGUGCGUGUUUUCUACAAACGCUGCCCGUUUCUGGUGAAGAGCUUGGCCGAGUUCCCCGACACCAUCCCGGGCUCAGAGGCCUCGCAGCUGGUGGAGGUAGUCGGCCACUGCGUCAAUAACUCCCUGCCUUUAUAUGAGCCUCCCAGGAUGCAUUGCAGCACAGAGGGAGAAUGGCUGGUGCCGAUCGGGAAGUGUGUGUGCCAGCCGGGAUUUGAGGAAAUCAACGGGUCCUGUCAAGUCUGCAAAGUGGGGUUUUACCGCUCGCUGCUGGAGUCUUUGGCCUGCAGUAAAUGUCCACCCCACAGUGUGGCCAGGCAGACAGGAGCCACUGCUUGCAGUUGUGAGGAUGGAUACUAUAAGAUCGACUCUGACCCUCCCAAUAUGGCCUGCACACGCCCUCCUUCUGCUCCACGUAACGCCAUCUCCAAUGUCAACGAGACCAGCGUCUUCCUGGAGUGGUCCGUUCCCAUGGAAACGGGUGGCAGGAAGGACGUGCGCUACAACAUCCUGUGCAGACAGGUCCUGCCAGACGGAAGGGGCUUGGAAGAAUGCGGCCCCAGCGUACGUUUUUUGCCACGUCGUGUCGGACUGUCAAACACCUCGGUCAUGGUGGCCGACCUGCAGUCGCACACCAACUACAGCUUCCUGCUGGAGGCUGUCAACGGGGUGUCAGACCUGGCCAAGGACCACGCCAAGCAGUAUGUGUCACUCAAUGUGACAACCAAUCAGGCAGCACCGUCCCCAGUGAGUGUGGUGAGAAAAGGCCAUACGGACAAAAGCAACAUCGCCCUUUCUUGGGCAGAGCCUGAUCGUCCCAACGGCAUCAUCCUGGAGUACGAGAUCAAGUAUUUUGAAAAGGAGCAGGACUCCAGUUACACUAUUAUAAAGUCCAAGGAGACUGAGAUGGUGGUGGAAGGACUGAAGCCCUCUUCAGCCUACAUCUUCCAGGUGCGAGCCAGGACCUCAGCAGGCUAUGGCGCAUUUAGCCGACGUUUUGAGUUCCAGACCAGCCCUUACUUAACUGCGACCAGCGAGCGUGCUCAGGCUUCGAUAGUAGCGGUGGCCAUCACGUUGGCUCUGGUCCUCCUGGCGGUAGUCGCUGGAUUCCUGCUCAGCGGACGGCGGUGUGGCUACAGCAAAGCAAAGCAGGACCCGGAAGAGGAGAAGAUGCACUUCCACAACGGUCACAUAAAGUUCCCUGGGGUGCGCACUUAUAUUGACCCCCUCACCUAUGAAGAUCCCAACCAGGCGGUGCAUGAAUUUGCUCAGGAGAUCGACGUCUCGUUCAUCUCCAUAGAGAGGAUCAUCGGAGCAGGGGAGUUUGGCGAGGUGUGCAGCGGACCGUUGAGGUUGCCUGGGAAAAGAGAGAUCCAGGUUGCCAUAAAGACCUUGAAAGCGGGCUACACGGAGCAGCAGAGACGAGACUUCCUGUGGGAGGCGUCGAUCAUGGGCCAGUUUAACCACCCAAACAUCAUCCGUCUGGAGGGCGUGGUCACCAAGAGCAAGCCUGUGAUGAUCAUCACUGAAUACAUGGAGAAUGGAUCACUGGACACGUUCCUCAAGAAAAACGAUGGUCAGUUUACGGUCAUCCAGCUGGUUGGUAUGCUGCGUGGCAUUGCGUCUGGCAUGAGAUACCUGUCCGACAUGGGCUACGUCCACCGGGAUCUGGCAGCUCGUAACAUCCUGGUCAACGGUAACCUUGUGUGUAAAGUGUCUGAUUUCGGCCUGUCCCGAGUCCUGGAAGAUGACCCGGAGGCUGCGUACACCACUCGGGGCGGGAAGAUUCCUAUCCGCUGGACGGCUCCAGAGGCGAUCGCAUACAGGAAGUUCACCUCAGCCAGCGACGUGUGGAGUUACGGGAUUGUCAUGUGGGAAGUGAUGUCAUACGGAGAGAGGCCAUACUGGGAGAUGUCCAAUCAAGACGUCAUAAAAGCAGUAGAGGAGAGCUACAGGUUGCCGGGUCCUAUGGACUGCCCUGAGGCUCUGUACCACCUAAUGAUGGACUGUUGGCAGCGAGAACGCAGCAACCGCCCCAAGUUUGAUGAGAUUGUCUGUCUACUAGACAAACUAAUUCGCAAUCCCAGCUCAUUAAAAAAAUUGAUCAACUCUUCACACAGGGUGUCCAACCUGUUAGUGGAGCAUGCCAGUGUAGAAGGGAGCUGCAGCACUCGGAGCCAGACCAUAGGGGAAUGGCUCGACUCCAUCAAGAUGGGUCGUUACACUGAGCUCUUCAUGGAAGGAGGUUACUCUUCGCUGGAGACAGUGGCUCAGAUGACAUCAGAGGAUUUGCGAAGAGUCGGAGUGAACCUGGCCGGACAUCAAAAAAAGAUAAUCACUAGUAUUCAAGAGAUGAGAGUGCAUAUGAACAACACCAACUCUACUGUAAAUAUCUGAAACGUGUACAGGCACGCACACACACACGCACACACACACGCAAAUACACACAUAUGAAAACAUACACAAUAUAUGGACCUAGUAUGUGACAAAAAGACUCCGAUUUGCUGUUGGACCUAGAGCGGCUUAGCACUUUUUACGGACAAGACACCCAGUCUUUAUGGAUCUAGACUGAAGGAUCCACAUUUUUGUGGUUCGUGUGUGUGGUGUUUGCUUGUGGUGUCAUUGGGAAUAUUUGACAUUGCAGCACUAAAACCAAACCGAACUGAACUGGGUGGUGCUACACGAAGGGAAGAUGAUGGCGAGCUAAACUGAACAGAAGAUUUUUCAUUCUAAUUAUUCCAUUUGUGUGAAUCUUGCAGAUUCUGAUAUCUCUGUGCACUGUUUGGAGUCUCUCAGAUCAAACGUGAAACAUAGACCGCAGAUCUGGCUCUGAGAGCAACCAGCACUUUUUGGCUGUAUCACAAAUACGGGAGUUUCAUGCAGCAGGCUCAAACUUUUUCAGCCUGUCUCAGGUCGCUCACAAUGGAUCUGAACAGUCUCUCUGGCAAUUUUCUCUGGAAGUACAGUUCCAUCACGAGUCAUUGAAUUGAACAUCAUUCUCAGGCGGGGGAAAAAAGUAAUAAUGGACCAAGAGCAUGAUGUUCAUUAGUUUCAGUCUCAGCUUUGGCAUGCUGAUGUGCUUUGGAUUUAGUUUACCUGUCUCAGGCAGGUCUUCAUGCGACCGGACUGCAGUUGUAACCCAGCUGUGCAACUCAUGGAUGGCCCAGACUCAUAUUCAGCAUCAUACACGUCAUUAUCUUCCAAAGUGAUGCAAGACAAGAGUACCUAAUGCGACCUACAUUGUUUAAAUAGGCUGACUAUUAAAAUACAACAAAGUCUGUGACAAGGGAAACCAUCUUGUUGAACUACAAAAGAAAAAUAUGAAAAGAUACAAGGCUGUAGGCAUUGGGAUAUUCUAUAACUGUUCUUCUGGCUGAAUGUAUAGCACUACUCAAAACCCAACACUCAGUUGCAGCAUCAACCUGUUUUGUUUAUAUAUGGACAUGCUGUCAAAUAGAAUGUGGCCAUUCUGGUCCCUAAAACCAGCUUCUGAAUGAAUCUGCAGAUGUAUAUGAUAUUCAGCUGGCUUUCCAUCGUCUUUGCUUUGAAAAUCAGUAGGAAUCUCCACUAAGAUCUUGAUGGGUUCCUAUAGAGCUAAUUCAGCUAUCAACUCCUGAACCAUGCAGAUUCUGAAUUAAAAUUGCAUCAUGUAACUGGACACUCCAUGCAUGUUUUAGUGGAACGUUCACUCCGAUGCAGGGGAAUCUUCGUUAAAGUUCUUGCAACAUCACACUUUCAAAUCCGCUUCACUCAGAGUCUAGAAGAACUGGUACUGAUAUUCUACUGGAACUUUUGCUCGGACACUAAUGGAUCCUUCACUCAGAUUCUGAUGAACCUUCAUGCAGGGUCUACGUCGUACAUUCAAAUGGAACAUUUUGUUUAUGGGAAUUCAUGGAAAGUUCAGUCAAUACUGAUGGAACAUUUGAUCAUGUAAUAAUGGAACUGCCAGUCAGAUUUUGAUGGAAAGGAUCACCCAGAUUAUAGUGGGACUGUUAAAUGAUAUUCCAAUGGAACCUUCUCUUAGAUUCUAAUGGAAUCUCUACUAGGAUUCCAAUGCAGCCUUCACUCAAGAAUGCACUCCGAUUUUCAUGGAGCCUUCACUUAGAACCCAACAACCUUCAGGUACCGCAGAAAACCUUCAACAAUCUGUUCAGUUCACCAUGCCGUAGAGUCUCUCUCCACCACAUCUCUACCACACCACAAUAAACCUCACUCUUACAGGACUGCAGAAAAUAAGGAGGCAAUUUUGAUCAACUUGAUAAUCAUUUAUUUAUUUAUACAUGUUCAAAAAAAAGAGCGAUAAUUACGUAGACGGUUUGACUCAUCAUAUUACUCUCUCUUUGACUACUGAGCAGCUCUGCCUACAUGUCUUUCAUGUAUAUAAUGUAUUAUAAAUUUAAAGCAGGGAGCAUUGUUCUUUAUUCUUCCAUCAUGUGGACGUUGAAGUUGGUAUUGGUCAAGCAUCUCAGAGUAGUACACGUUAGUAAAUAGUGACAGAUAUUCUAAAUCAGCAUUCCUGCUACAUAGACCUGGGCCACUGUAAGGUGGGAGCAACCAGCACAUCUGUCCCCAUAUAAGGGUGCCCAAAAGGGUAUGCAGAACUAUCAAAUAUUUAUGUUAUGUUGUUGUUGUGUUUCAUUUUAAAUUUUGGAGCAAGACUUAGAGAUAUUUUUAGUGGCCAUAAAUGAGACAGGAAUAAAUACUCUGUUGUCUCUAAAAGCCAGAGCCAAAGUGUGCACAGGGAUUGGUUCUUCUUCUGGUAUGGUUUAAAGGUAUACAAUGAUGUCAAUGAUCAAGCCCUUGCUUUAGUUCUCUUUGGUAUGGUAUGUAAUACAUUGCUACUCAGUACUUUAUUAUUAAAACAUUGACCCUUUUCACCGUUGUGUUCAUCUAAGCAGGAACUGAGUUCUGACAGUAAUAUAUAUCUUCUUUGCAGAUGACAUGCUCAUAUUUUUCUUGGUUAUACACAGUGUACUGCUAGUGCUGGAAAGUGGAAACAAAAUUAGAUUGUAAAGCUAGUUUUAUAAGAAGUGGUAUUACUUGACUGUAUGAAAGGCAUAGAAAAGCACACAAGAAGAAUGUAUGGUUUUAAAGGGGUAUUUCACUUUUUUAAAGGAUAUGUUUCCCUUUUAAACACUCAAACCUCCCUCUGAUUUUAAGAGGAGUCAAAGUAAAAGGCCUCAUUCGCAGAAGAAAGCCACCACACUUGGACGUUUAGCUUUUCCAUCUGCUGAUCAAGAUCCUACGUCUUGACUUUUUCAUAAAAGAAUGUGAGUAGGCAAUGGUCACAAUUGUCAUUCUCCAUGGUUAUGUGUUUUUAAAAGUCGAAAUGUUCUACCAGAGUGAAAGUUAGCUUGAAAGUUAAACAUCUGCAUAGUCCCUUUGGUCUCCAUGUAUCACUUUGGAGGUUUGGCUCCAGCUUGUGUAUUAAUAUAUUGUAGUUAUUAUGGUGGCGAACAAGGGCGGUUUAGCAACAUUUGAUCUGCGGUUAUGUGGUUUUUGUGGGGGUUUUUAACCACAGUGUACUUUUUUUAUUCAAGCAGGUCUUAUUCUUGUCUUCAAAAAUGCAACCAAUGUAGAUUAUUGUGGCUAUGCAGAUCUUUAAUGUAGCGGGGGAAUGCAUCAAUAAUAUGGUGCAGAUUUUAUGUUGGACAAUAUAAGGCAUGUACAGUGAAAGUAAUUGUGCUGGGUGGUCUCCUCAGUCAUAUGAAUACCACAGGCGUUUUGAUGAAAUUGUCCCAGCAUUUUAAACCCACCCAAAUUUCAUGAUAUUGGCUCUUUACAACAACACUUUUCAACUUAAUUUUCAACCUAAAACAUAUGCCUGGGGCAUGAACAAUUGGUGAAUAGUACACCCUUAUAAGUGCCUCUCAUCUUUCGAGCACCAUUAUUUCCUCCCGCGCCAAAAUGCUAUGCCCCAAUUGUGCCCCAACUUUCUAUGUAUUUACUUUUUGCCAACAAUAUCUACAGGCAAUGAGAAGAAUGUCAGACAAUGUGUAUGUUGGAACUAAUUUAAUUUGCACUUUAUGAGAAAUCUGUUGACCUUUUUGUUUGACUAAAAAUGUUUAUAGGUAACUGACUUUUUAGUGUCAAAGUUUUUCUUAAUGAUUUACUAUAAGAUUACUAUAAUGACUGUGUUGAUUAUAUCACUCCAUAUUCUCAAUGCUUCCCAUAGUGUAAAAUUUGACAGUUAAGCACAAAGCAUUGGUAAUAUUUUUAAAAACAAAUCAAAGCUAUAUAUAUGGAAAGCAUCAUUGAUGUAGAGCACCAUUUUCUUGUGUACGGCACAACGAUACACCUUCAGAACGUAGGCACAGGGUGGGACAGAAAUCUUUAAGGACAGUGAGCAGAUGAUAUGACUUUGUACAAACGUCAAUAGCACUAGCCUUUGAUGUCAACAAACUUCAGCCAGACAUUUAGUCUGAGUGUUUGUGGCAUUUUAGCAUUACCACUGCAAAGUACAAAAGUGUGAAAACAUGUAUUGAUUUGUUGUCAUUGCAAAUAACAAUACAUAUAAAGUUUAGUUGAUAGUGUUGCUGCGCAAAAUGUCUUUAUUCAUUCAAAUGAUUUAUUAUCAGCACUUUUGCAAUGGCAUGAUUUUAUUCUGGUCAGCUCUUGUUAAACAAUUUUCAUUAAGUAGGAAGAAACAAAGCACAGCAAACCAGCAGAGACUUGUAAAGAUUUAUUGAUGUGUUGUUACUCUCCAAUGACUGUCAGCUGGAGCUUCAUCAACCAUGCAGUGAAGUGUUAUGCAGGAGCCAGUUUUUUGUGUCAAAUUACGUUACGUAACACGUUUGAUGUAACAUUUGAAUAAACAACUUUGUUGUUUGAAAUUGACUUUCAGAACAGGGUAAUUUGUUCACAUCAAUAUACACAUUAAUUUCCAUAACAAGUUCUUGCAUUUGUACAUAUUGGAGUUUGAUGUAAUUGGCUCCAUAAUAAAAAUCGCUACAUAAACCAUUAGAAAGGAGGAUUGACUGAAUUCUAGCAAAUGUACAAAAGCAAUACCUGAUAUUAAUAGCAAAAAAUCAUAUUUGCAUACACAAAUGCGUGGGUAUAUAGCAACCAUAAUCGGUUGCACUGACAUCUGACUGGUUUUAAGACACUUAAAAUGAUGAAAAGCAUAGUGUUUGUGUCUUAAAGCCAUUGACAAACCACAUUGUGGGAAAAAAACUGUUGUGAGUUGAAACCUUUACAACCGAUAUAAUGAAAUCGAAAUCACUGCUGUUUGUGUGUCAAGUAAGAUUGAGAGUUGUGCAAAAAGUAAAACCUUCAAAUGCAAAUUUGCCGUGGGAAAAAUACUUCUUUUAUCAAUGGCCCAGCCCACUUCACAACUGUAUAGUUAACUUCUCAGGAAGUGGAAAAUAGGUAUUGGGUCAUGGACAUGUGGUCUUUGGGAAAAAUGUGCAGCUUUCACUCAAAGUAUUAACAUACAAAAGCAGGUGUGCGGUUAUUAGGUUUUUCCCAUCAGGUCAAAGACAACGACCAUGUUAUCAGUAACUCAUAGAUAAGGUUUUAAACAACUGAAUAACUGUUUUGUGAUUCUUUUGAAAGCACAGUAGAGAUACUAUUGAUGUGCUAUUGGUUUGUCUUUGAGACUGUCGUGUAUUAUGUUUGUGUUGAUGUUUUUUGUAGUGUGAUAUCAAAUUCUAUAUUUUUGUAAUAAAAUUUAAAAAUCAA